Molecule: messenger RNA, 1289 nt
Organism: Klebsormidium nitens
Lineage: Eukaryota; Viridiplantae; Streptophyta; Klebsormidiophyceae; Klebsormidiales; Klebsormidiaceae
Source: the annotation of a GenBank genome assembly
UUAGGUUGGCGGUUGAACUCUGAGUACCGGUACAUGCAGGCGGCGAAAAGUGCGCAAGCUCCGACUCUGUGAGUGGCGCAAGAUACUACCUAGCUCGCACUUCAACUUCCAAGUUCAGUCCUUUCGAAUGGCGUCCGCUCAUGCGGCAAUUGCAGCCGCAAGCCACCUUUCAGAACGGCGUCAGGCCGCAAGAAGCACACCGGAGAAGAGAGCACUGUGUUUCCACUUCACAGCAUUGCCACAGCAAUUCCCGUCGCUUGUGCAUAUCUGGAUAUACCAGUCCGCCUUUGCCCAUCUGCCUCGAUUGCACACGCCCACCUGCGUGGCCGGGUCAAAGAGCUGCAAUUGGACCAAAAACUCGAUUGAGAAGUAGUGGCGGGUUGGAAUCAUUGACUUCUCCACGAAUUGGGCACCAGAGAAGUGGGCAAAAGCCAAUACGGCGAUGCACGGUGAUUACGGGUGCUGCAAAGAAAACAUUCAGAACUUUUGAGGAACUUAUAGAGGGCAGCGAGCAGCCUGUACUGGUCGACUGGUAUGCUGACUUCUGCGGACCAUGCCACAUGAUGACACCGGUGCUCAAUGAAGUAGGGACACAGCUGAAACCACACCUCAAAGUGGUGAAAAUCGAUACCCAGAAGUACCCAGUCUUGGCGUCCAAGUACGGCAUAAGGGCUUUGCCAACCCUCGUCCUCUUCAAAGACGGAAAAGUAAUCGACAGAGUGGAAGGGGCACUCAACGCUGAUCAACUUCUUCAACGACUAAGGUACGUUUUAAAGCUCGUGUAGCAUCUUGGAUCCGAUGUGACGGUCCAUCUGCUCUGCUGCAGUCGGAUCACCGAAUUGUCACGGACGUUACUGCCUAACAUGAUGCCCCUGCACGAGGCAUAGCCUGGGCAUGAUAGGGGGUUGGGAUAAGUUCGGCACAGCUGACCCAACUGCGGAUAGUACAAGGUAUCAACUCAUGCUGGAUCAUCAGAUGUCUGCAUUGAAUUGGUCAGGCCAGUGUGCCUCGGUGCAUACAGACAUGCUGGAUAGCGCUUAGGUCGGGACCGUCAAUCGAAUGAUCAAAACAGAAAGCCAUAGUGACCUAUGGAAUAAGCGUUAGCUUAUGAGACGGCCGGCGAGGCUCAGAUUGCCAGAGUACAGUGCCAGUACGCAAGGCAUGCACGUGGUGAGCUGCACGUUCGAACGGAUGCUCGAGGAUUCAUGCAAUUCGGCCGUCGCCUUGAUUGAAGUGAAAAGUUCUCCGAGGCUGAGUCUAUGGGCUCAGGCUUGCAUGAAGAUAAGUGC